AUGUCCAUUUCUGGGACGCUUAGCAGCUAUUAUGUCGACUCGAUCAUAAGUCACGAGAGUGAGGACGCGCCUCCAGCCAAGUUUCCUUCGGGCCAGUACGCGAACCCGCGGCAGCCGGGCCACGCCGAGCACCUGGAGUUCCCCUCCUGCAGCUUCCAGCCCAAGGCUCCCGUGUUCGGCGCGUCCUGGGCGCCGCUCAGCCCGCACGGCUCGGGGAGCCUGCCGGCCGUCUACCACCCCUACCUCCAGCCCCAGGGCGUCCCGCCGGCCGAGAGCAGGUACCUCCGCACCUGGCUGGAGCCCGCACCGCCGCGGGGCGGCGGCGAGGCGGCUCCGGGCCAGGCCCCGGCGGCGGCGGCGGUGAAGGCGGAGCCGCUGCUGGGCGCGCCUGGGGAGCUUCUCAAGCAGGGCACGCCCGAGUACAGUUUGGAAACUUCGGCCGGCAGGGAGGCCGUCCUGACUAAUCAAAGAGCCGGCUACGGGGACAAUAAAAUUUGCGAAGGAAGCGAGGACAAAGAGAGGCCGGAUCAAACCAACCCUUCGGCCAACUGGCUGCACGCUCGUUCUUCCCGGAAAAAGCGCUGUCCCUACACCAAAUACCAGACGCUGGAGCUAGAGAAAGAGUUUCUGUUCAAUAUGUACCUCACCAGGGACCGUAGGCACGAAGUGGCCAGACUUCUCAAUCUGAGUGAGAGACAAGUCAAAAUCUGGUUUCAGAACCGGCGGAUGAAAAUGAAGAAAAUGAAUAAGGAGCAGGGCAAGGAAUAA
Molecule: messenger RNA, 768 nt
Organism: Suncus etruscus (white-toothed pygmy shrew)
Lineage: Eukaryota; Metazoa; Chordata; Mammalia; Eulipotyphla; Soricidae
Gene: HOXB9
Product: homeobox B9
Exons: 2
Coding region: 1-768 (255 amino acids)
Biological process (GO): DNA-templated transcription; embryonic skeletal system morphogenesis; anterior/posterior pattern specification
Cellular component (GO): nucleus
Molecular function (GO): DNA-binding transcription factor activity, RNA polymerase II-specific; RNA polymerase II cis-regulatory region sequence-specific DNA binding
Source: RefSeq, a predicted model, not a curated record